This is a messenger RNA of Pangasianodon hypophthalmus (striped catfish), 4066 nucleotides long. RefSeq lists its product as uncharacterized. Gene Ontology annotation, molecular function: GTP binding. The coding region runs from base 96 to 3635 and encodes 1179 amino acids. The record is from RefSeq and is a predicted model, not a curated record. NCBI's taxonomy places the organism in Eukaryota, Metazoa, Chordata, Actinopteri, Siluriformes, Pangasiidae. The transcript has 7 exons.
GAAAGCUUGAAGCUCGAUCUAAUAAGGAAGUAAUUACUUACCGUUAACCACUGUAGGAAAAAAGCUCCAAAAAGGAACAAGUGUAAUGACCCUUCAUGAAGAUGGCGAAGAAGAAGCAAAGAUUUCAGCUCAUCCUCAUGGGAGAGGAGUGGACAGGAAAGAGCUCAGCUGGAAACACCAUGCUGGGCCAAACUGUAUUUAAAGUUGAUAGUGAUACAGAGCAUGUAAUUCAGUGCUCCGGGGUCAUUGAGGGUAAACAUGUGUCCGUGGUAGACACUCCUGGAUGGGAUCCAAGAUGUUCUCCAGAUGUACCACUCAAAAUGCUGAAGAAAGGACUCAGCUCUGCAUCGUUGAUGUGUCAAGGGUUCCACGUCCUGCUUCUGACGAUCCCCAUUUCCCAAAACCUAAAGUGGAACCAGAAAGUUGCACAAAGGCUUUCGAAUGCGCUCAGACUCUUUAACGAUGAUAUCUGGAAACACACCAUGCUUCUAUUCACCAGAGCUGACCUUCUGCAUUCCACAGGAUUGGAGGAAUACCUGAAAGGUAGCGGGCGGCCCUUCCAGAGCUUGGUGGAAAAGUGUGAACGCAGGCACCGUGUGCUCAACAACCACAAAGGGAAUGAUCACAAGCAAGUCAGGGAGCUGCUGGAAAAGAUUGAGCAGAUGGUCCAAGAAAAUAAUGGUCAAUCAUUGCAACUGGUCACGAGUGAACAGGAAGUGGGCACAUUGAGACAAAACAGGCAGUUGGUGGAAAGAUGCUCCAAGUUGGAGGAACACAUAGGGAGGGAAAGCUGCUUCAGGUUAGAAGAAUACAUGUUUAAAUCAUUGAGUCCAGAAGAAAAUGACCCACCAAAUCCUACUGAGCAAAAUGAGCUUCCAGAAGAAAACAGCACAUGCAUUCUGCAAUCAAAAAGUGAGAUGUCACAUCCAGAUGACGUGCAAGAUGCUGCGUUCGAAUACAACCACAUCCAAGAUGAAGAUACUGAAUCUACAUCUGAUCUUUGCUCAGAGAGCCCUGCUGAAAUAAACAGAGAUCUGGGUAUGAGCAGUGAUGAUGAUGGUGAUACAGAAACGAGCGAUGUAGAUCAGACUGAAAAGAAUACCUGUACAGAGGUAGAGGAAACAGGCGUGGAUCGAAUUCCCGGAGAUGAAGAAAAGAGCAAAAAACACUUACAGCAUUCAACAUUACAAAAGAACACUCCUCGAACCUGGGACAACUCAUGGGACUUGAGCAUUACCUGUUACUUUUAUAGCGAUGUCUCCAAUCAUCAACAAAAUGUUGUGAUGACUUGUGUUCUUCAGGUUUCUGUCUGCUGGAGAAAAAUGAAACCAUCAUAUCAGACGGACUGGAUCUCUUUCACAGUGUGUGGUGAUAACUGGCUAUUUAUCAUGGUUCUGUGCCUGUUUGUGAGAUAUUUAUGUCUGAUAAAUAAAACCUCUGAAAUAUCCAAAGAAACAAGCAAUCAGACCAUGAAUACAUUGGUCUCUGGCUCUGGUUUGAGCAAAGAAAACCAGGCAGCUUUUGACCCACUGCUGUGGCACAAUGGCAACAACAGGCCUCAGAGUUUGGAUGGAGAGAUAACCCAAUGCAUUAAAAUGAAGGAUGCUGAUGAAGAUGAAGAGCUAUCCCAAUACAUUCACAAAGGUGAAGAUGAUGAUGAUGAAGAUGAUGAAGAGCAAUCUCAACAAAUCAUAGGCGCUAAUGAAGAGAUACCCCAUCAGAGCAAGAGGGGUGAUAACGAGAUACCCCAACAUGACUGUAACGAGUUUGGUGAAAAUAUACUCCAACAAAGAAAGAGUGUUGAUGAUGACCACGCACUCAUACUCACCUCACUCCAACGUAGCAUAAAUGAGGAUGAGAAACAGAUACUCCAAAAUAACGGAAGAGAUUAUGAAGAGACAGACCAACAGAGCAACAUAGAUGAAGGUGAAGAGAUACUCAAACUUAACAGAAUGGAUGAUGACAUAUCCCGAAUCAGCAAUAGGCGUGGGAGUGUGAAAAAGACACGCCGAAAGACCAAGACAGUGGAAUAUGAGAAGACACACAAAUACAGCACGAGGGGACAUAAGGAGAAAAUGCCGCAACAUCACAGGAAAGGGAAUCAUAAAGAGAUACCCCAACAGAGCAAGAGACAUAAAGAUGAAGAGAUAUCCAAAGACACCAUCGAGGAUAUGGAAGAGAUACCCCAGAACAACAGAAGGGGUGACAAGAAAGAGAUACCCCAGUGUAACACAAGAGAUGAUGAGCAAGAGAUACCUCAAAACAACACAAGAGGUGACAAGAAAGAGAUACCUCAAAAUAAGACAAGAGGUGACCAGAAAGGGAUACCUCAAAAUAAGACAAGAGGUGACCAGAAAGAGAUACCUCAAAAUAAGACAAGAGGUGACAAGAAAGAGAUACCUCAAAACAACACAAGAGGUGACCAGAAAGGGAUACCUCAAAAUAAGACAAGAGGUGACAAGAAAGAGAUACCUCAAAAUAAGACAAGAGGUGACAAGAAAGAGAUACCUCAAAAUAACAGAAGAGGUGACAAGAAAGAGAUACCUCAAAAUAAGACAAGAGGUGAAAAAGAGAUAUCUCAAGAUAACAGAAGAGGUGACAAGAAGGAGAUACCUCAAAAUAACAGAAGAGCUUAUGAGGAAGAGAUACCCCAAAAUAACAGAAGAGGUGACAAGAAAGAGAUACCCCAAAAUAACAGAAGAGGUGACAAGAAAGAGAUACCUCAAAAUAACAGAAGAGGUGACAAGAAAGAGAUACCUCAAAAUAACAGAAGAGGUGACAAGAAAGAGAUACCGACAAGAGGUGAAAAAGAGAUACUUCAAGUUAAUAGAAGACAUUAUGAGGAAGAGAUACCCCAGUGUAACAGGGACAGGGAUAAUGAAGAGAUACCCAAGCACAGCAGGAGAACAGACAAUGAAGAGAUACACUGUCACAAAAGAAAGGGGGACGACGGAGACACAUACCAACAUUUGAAGAGUGCUUGUGAUCAUGAGAAGAUACCUAGAUACAACAGCAGUGGACUAGAUGAUGAGAUACCACCAUACAUCAAGAGGGAGGAUGGGAAAGAGCUACCCCAGCAACGCAGGAAGAGAGACAAUGACGAGAUACCACAAUAUAGCAGGAAGGGGAAUGAGAAAGAGAUACCCCAACACACCAGUGUGGGGGAUGAUGAAGAGAUUAAAGAGACACCUGAGCAACAAGUUGAAGGAAUAGUUAAAAUAAGGAGCGCUAAUAAAAAAAUACACCACAAGUGGCACAGAGACCAACAGACCAAAGACCUCAAUAACUUUGCAGGCACUAAGGAUGAAGAGAAGAACACAAACCGUAUACACCAAGUGGAGAGACGUCAGCAGUCUCCUGAGGCAAGAGCAGCGUCUUCGUCCAAACUAAAUCAUAAAGGGCUCAGAGAAGCUGAACAGACAUUGGCUAUGAGACGAGUGGAAUCUGGGGGAACCAGAAAACUCGUGAGAAGCCAGAGUAUGGAUUUUCUCUAUCUAAGAUAUGCUGGAGCAGAGGACACAAGACAACAUGGAGGUAUGAGGAAAAUGAAGAGAACCAAGAGUCUGGAACGAUUUAUUGUGUUUAACAUGAAAGAAGAGAAGACAGCUGUGAACAAAGCUUUACCGAAAUCAUAAAGAGAAUCAAAAGGGCCGGAAACGAACCAAAAUCUCUGCCAUUUUCUGCCUGAAUUGCUGCCUGCUUAGUUUUCUUUUACUGUUUUGCUCACGACAUUACUGCCUUAUAACUAUUGUGUAGUGUGUCUUUUUUGUUUAUGCUUAGUGCUUCUUGAUGCAGGUUUGAAAGCAUGAAAGUCUGGCCUUUAAAGAAAGAAACCUUUAAAGGACAGAUAUAAAGCCCUCAAAUGAGGCUGAAUUAAAGCAAUUCCGCAGGUCAGAUUUCCUUCACAGUGAUGUGAAAGACUGAUCUCCAGUUAUCGGAUGCGCUCGGUUAGAGUUUUUGCUGCUAAAGGUGGCAAAACCAGUUAUAAAGUUUAGGGGGCAAUUACUUUUUCACAUAUAUCAUUAUACAGGUGUUGCUUUUUCAAUAAAUGAAAUGAUCAAUUAAA